AAAAUCAAACGUCAAAUUUCAUUGGGUAACAUAACACUACAAAUUACUAUCACGAGUUUAAUCUACUCUCCUAAUCCAAGACUACUUUAAAAUCAAUAUGGUGCGGUUGUCUCCAGCUCUCUUGCGUGUGCCGGUAAUAAAGUUCCGUAAGGGUGGUUUAGGACACUCGGGAUCGCGUGCUGCACCCGCGGCGGCCGCAGCGCCUGCGGCAGCUCCUGCACCUUCUGCAUCUUGCGCCUUCAGGCCGGCAGGAGCACCACAAAUGAGUACAAGUGCUAUUCCUGACAUUGACCUUCCGGCACGCUACAGAAGAAAACCCCUCUCUCAGGAAGAGAUUGACCAGAUAAACGGAGGAGGCAUUGCUGAUCCACCAAAGCUGGCGGGGAAAAAGUGAGCUAAACAAAUGACAUCUAUAAUUGUGUAAGUACAAUUAGUACAGUCACCUGCAACACCUGUAACAAUAUAAAUACUACUAUCCAUGAAGCACUGCCUAGCUCCUUUUUAUAUAAUACUCAUUUAAGCAGAGUGGGGUACCUCUUAUGGAUCUAUCUUGUUUUAACCAUACACAAUUCAAGCACAAAAAUAUAUCAUGUACCUACACAAUUACAUACUUAUAUCUCUGCAAAUUAGAAAGUAAGCUAUUUUCGUGGGCAUCGUCAUAGGUGACUGUACAUAAGUACAUAUAAACAUUUGGUCAUACACAUACUUUAUUCUCUCAUUCUAAUAAUUCACCCCAGCUGUGGUGCAUUGGACCUGUAUGUGGCAUAACUAGUUUAAAAUACCUCAAUUAUUUCAGAAAGAGAAAGAGCGCGCAAAACUUUAUUUGAAACCGAAAAAGGAAGGACCUUUACCAUUGGCAACUAUUAAAAUACCUCGCGGUGUCCUGGUUCAGUCAGGCAAGAAAAAAAAACUAGUGUCCCUAAGUGUAACUAUUGGAAAGCAAAGGAAAAAGAAAUAAUUCAAGUUGAACAUAAUCAUUUUAUUGAAAAAAUAUAAAAUAGUAUUUAUUACUGAGAA
This is a messenger RNA of Cydia pomonella (codling moth), 1017 nucleotides long. RefSeq lists its product as uncharacterized. The transcript has 3 exons. Gene Ontology annotation, biological process: 2-oxoglutarate metabolic process. The coding region runs from base 98 to 394 and encodes 98 amino acids. The record is from RefSeq and is a predicted model, not a curated record. NCBI's taxonomy places the organism in Eukaryota, Metazoa, Arthropoda, Insecta, Lepidoptera, Tortricidae.